AGCGCGUUUGUUUCAUCGAAUGUUUUGUGACUCCGAAGUUAAUUAGUUUUACAGACUGCCGAUAGUAAUUAAAAUGCGUUUCGCAAUAAAGCAGGCCGGCUGCGGUGCAGAGCGAGUUGGUACACUAACAGGAUUUUCUAAGUCACCUAGUACGAUUAUUGAAACUCCCACAGCUGCACUUCUUACUCAGGGAGGGAGUGUGGUUCAUUUGACGGCAGACGUGUUAGCUCGGGUGUUUUCUAACCCCCAACUUCUAUGGAUGCCUUUAACCAGUACCAGUCAUUUGGAAGGUGGAGUCAAAGCUCAGGGCGAGGGCAUAGCCCAGUUUGCUGGAGUUGCUGACCAUAUAGCCUGCACAACAUUGCAAAAUGUGAAUGAUGCUGCACCAUCGGGACACUUUGAAUUGGACAAGGUGCCAUUGUGGACAAAACGGGGCAAACAAAUGAUUUGUGCUGACAGAUACAUGGACAUUAUGGAGCUGUUCAAACCCGAUAUCAUUUUGGCAAUUGCAGAUGGACGCACAUCGCAUUCUGAAGGUUUCAAGAGAGUCCUCAAGGCCGUGAAUAGAAGUAACAACAUGCUGGAUAUUUGUGUCAAGCGAUUUAAAUCUUCUAAGCAACUGCAAGAAUCAUCAUUGAUAGGUGUUGUGGUAGCUGGUGGUAAUGAAAAGAAAUGCACUGAAAGCAUACAGCACAUUCUGGAGCACCAGCAAAGUUUGUCAGGUGUAGCUCUGCAAGGCAUAUUGGAUGGCACUGAAGAUUACACCAACCUGCCUGAUGACAAUGUGAUAUCUAUUUUUAAGAGAGUUAAUGAAGCUUUACCUACAGAGAUGGUUCGCAUCAUGGAAGGUUUCUGGAACCCCGCUGCAAUAAUGGCAGCAAUAGGCAAUGGCUAUGAUGUCUUCGACGGAUCUUAUCCAGUGAAACUGACCAAUGAAGGAUUCGCCUUGAUGUUAAACUUCCAUCUUGACCAAAACUGUGAUGAAUUGUGUAUAUUAGAUUUAAAUGAUAGCAAAUAUAAAGAAGAUUUCAGUCCCCUUCUAAAGGGUUGCGAGUGUUUGGCGUGCAAGAAAUAUACGCGGGCGUAUAUACAACACCUUCGAAAUACACGGGAAAUGCUGGCUUCUGUGCUGCUCAGCAUCCACAAUCUCCAUCACUUCGACCAGAUGUUCCAUCACGCCCGUCGACAUAUUGCCGUAAGAACAUUUGACACAUUCCGAAAUCACAUCACAAAACAGUAUGAACUGUAUAAAGACUCUCAAGUGAAAUCUGACGAAGUAACGGUGUGUAAAACUGACAGUGAGAAUGUGGAGGCGGCUGCUGUGAAAAAGAUUCGGGUAACUGAUGAAGUUUGUAGUGUAGCUAAUGGUAAUGCUUGAUAGUAU
Leguminivora glycinivorella is the source of this 1384-nucleotide messenger RNA. Its product is annotated as queuine tRNA-ribosyltransferase accessory subunit 2. NCBI's taxonomy places the organism in Eukaryota, Metazoa, Arthropoda, Insecta, Lepidoptera, Tortricidae. Gene Ontology annotation, molecular function: tRNA-guanosine(34) queuine transglycosylase activity. Bases 74 to 1378 code for a protein of 434 amino acids. The record is from RefSeq and is a predicted model, not a curated record. The transcript is spliced from 7 exons.